Molecule: messenger RNA, 2120 nt
Organism: Chenopodium quinoa (quinoa)
Lineage: Eukaryota; Viridiplantae; Streptophyta; Magnoliopsida; Caryophyllales; Amaranthaceae
Product: probable ubiquitin-like-specific protease 2A
Exons: 6
Coding region: 1158-1736 (192 amino acids)
Biological process (GO): proteolysis
Molecular function (GO): cysteine-type peptidase activity
Source: RefSeq, a predicted model, not a curated record
AUUAAAACUAUGGAAUAAUAACAAUACUAAUUAUCUCUAAUCUAGUAUUGGCAUAAUCACAAUCAAUUUAGCAUAAAUAAUCGCAAUUGUCAUUUGAGAAUUUAAAGAAUCAAUUCAUGCAUCAAUCACAAUUAGGCUACCCUAGAUCUUGGAAUAUAAAAAGCUACUCACACAUAUUGAAAAAAGCAAUAGCAAAAAUAAUCAAAGAAAACAUAAUUAAGAAAUAAGGGAUGAAAGGAAAAAUACCAAAUCUUGAAAUAAUUGGAGAUUGCAAAAGUAGAACUUGAAUCUUAAAUUAUAAAAGCAACGUAAAAGUUUAAGAGAAAACUAGGUCUAAUAAGGAAUGCUAGAUCUCGAAAUACUCCCAACAAAAAGAUAAGAAAACAUAAGAAAAUUUAGCGCAUAACCCUCCUAAGAGGCACGGACGUGCUUACAAGAGGCACGGAUGUGCCUCACUUCGAGUAAGGUUCUUCUCAUCUUCUAGACUCCAGGCACGGACGUGCCUAUAUUGGGCACAGACGUGCCUCAUAUGCAGAUUCGAAGGCAGCAGUAGAGACACGGACGUGCCUCUAUGAGACACGGACAUGCCUCUAUGAGACACGGACGUGUCUCACUUCCUGAGAAUUUCCCUCAGUUUCUGAGGCUCAGGCACGGACGUGCCUAAGCUGGGCAUGGGCGUGCCUCUCUUAAACAUGGCCGUGCUUGACUCCAAAAAGGCCUAAGUGACUCGUUCUUCGACCAACAAAUUUCGUGAAGGUCCGUGGGCCUCGGUUUAGUCUCAUGACUUCAUAAAAUCUCUAAAUUAGCUUCGUUAAUCCUGAAAUACAUCAAAAACAACGAAACUACCCAUAAAAGUAUCGAAUCAUCGAAACUAAACCAAAUCAAACCAAAAUAAACUAGAAUACUAAGCUAGACUAAUAAGAACAACUAAAAAAAGGUUAACAAUUAUGCACAAAACACGGCUUAUCACAACUCAAUAUAAAACUGAAAAGAAAAUAACUUUAACAGAAUUUAAGGAGAUAAAGAAGAAGUUUAAGGGCACUUCACCUUGUUUUCUUGAUACUUUUUCCCAUGCUAAGCGCUCCAAGUUGAUGGGUGGCCGUCAUGUUAUCCCCAGGAUAAGAAAGAAGCUAGGCACUGAAACAUAUGAGCAUUAGAUGAAGGUGGUUUGGAAGAGCUUGUCAGAAGAGAAGAGGAUGUCAUUUACAUAUCUUGAUAGUCUAUGGUUUUCAUUGUACCGAGAAGCUUCUACUAGACCUAAAGUUCUGACAUGGAUUAAAAAGAAAAGCAUUUUCUCCAAGGAUUAUGUGUUUGUUCCUGUUUUUUGUUGGAGUCACUGGAGCCUCUUGAUAUUUGUCCACUUUAAUGAUAGUUCUUACUCGAAAACUAGAAUCCCAUGCAUGUUGUUGCUGGACUCACUUGAGAAUGCGGAGCCAAAGAGACUUGAACCUGAGAUUAGAAAGUUUGUUCAGGACAUCUAUAGGGUAGAGCGCAGAGAAGAAGACAGGAAUGUGAUUUCCCAAAUUCCUCUCUUGAUACCUAAGGUGCCUCAACAAAGGGAUGAUGAGGAAUGUGGAAGCUACGUUCUCUAUUUCAUCAACUUAUUUAUGCAAUUUGCUCCAGAAAACUUUUGUGAUUUUGAUUACCUAUACUUUAUGCGAAAAGACUGGUUUGAUCCUGAAAACUUAAGAGUAUUUCCACAACAAACCUUGAGAAGGAACUGUCUAGUAAAGUAGCUGUUAAAAGCACACAGCAAACUUGAAAAGUCAAAUAUUCAGAUGCCCACAGCCUACGUAAUGCGCAUGCUCUAGCUAUCCUGCUCUGUCUAAAGUCCAGAACAAAGCCUGUUUCUUUGCUGGAACUAAUCGAGCUGACCUCAUAUGGCUAUAAUGUCUACUGUUUCUACUGUCAAUACUCUUCUGUAUAGUUAUCAGGAUUUACUCCCCAGCUGCCUCUUAUCCAAAUAUCUUACUAAUUUGUUCAUUCCAUUUAUCAUUGAUGUUACUUUUAAUGUGGUUAUAAUGUAUAUGAAAUGAGUGCCAAAGAGCAUUGUUGAAGUUGUAUGCUUCAUUAGCACAGGUUUUUGGAGUAUUAGAAGUAAAUUUAUGUAACUUUAUAUA